CACAGUUUCACUGACAGUUCCGACAUUACCUGACAUUCAGCGUCGUCCUCCGUACGGCGGCUUAUCGCGUUCGUAAUACGUGCCGCCACAUUUCGUUAGAAAUAACUAUUUAUAAAUGCACGAUACUAAAAGUGCUUUCAGUGGAUGAAAGUCUCGCAUCCCGCUGGCGGUCCGAAACUUCACGUGGGAAACAUGUAACUCGACUGUGCCAAAAACAAUAAUAUAAUGAACUCUCUGUAAAAUAUGACCAUCUUACGACAUGUGCGUGUUUCUUGUGAUGUAAUAGUGAAAUGUUUCUAUUGAGAUAUGUGCCGAGUUAGCGCCAUGUGAUUCUAUGGAAACCAAUGUUUACCUCUUCUGUGUUGUGAAUAACGGUUAGUUUAAAAUGUUGUAGCUCAAAGUGACAGAACGAUGUAGGACAAGACGUUGAUAUUUAAAAUGAUUGACUAUCGUGGACUGUGAAGCUUGUGGUUGUGAUAUAUUAAAAGUGGUGUGUAUUCGAUUCUGUCCCUUCUGAUUUAGGACAUAAAUAGUCGGUUGUAAUUUUUCGUAAGUUGUGAGCUAAUUCUAGUAAAUCAUGAUAUAUUUAUACACAGUAAUAAUUAAGUAUUAAUGUCCAUAGAGGGAAACUGUUCUAGUGUUCACUUUCUUAACGAAAAAAAAAAGAUAAAAAAGGUUGUGUGUGUUAUGCUAAGAACUUUCCAUUUGCAAUUUCCCCUGGGUUGUGAAUACAAUAAGAGACUGAAUGUAAAAACCCCUUGUUACCUUUCCGAGGCUGAAUUGUCCUUUGUAACUGCUUGUCGUUAGUGAUGUGGUGUUUUUGAGACGUUAGUGGUACGUUGGGUGCGAAGAUAUUUGGGAACGAGGUCAAGAAUGAGCUAGUACGCGGAGCUACGUCCAUGUUGUAAUGACUGCUGUUAACCCGCUGACGGCAACGCGGCUGCCGAUGCCAGCGUUCUCAUCGCGCGCCGUGCUGAUGUACAGUGCGGCGGUGGGAGGCGAGGGCGUUGCGCUACAGCUGCGGGAAGCCACGCCAGCAGAGAUUGACGAGCGGCUCGCCCUUGCCUGUCACGAGCCCGAGCUGCUGGCAGACUUGCUGCACGCCGCUGCUGAUAUAGACGAUUGCACAACGUCAUCAUCGUCGAGUCUGAGCGGCAUCACAAGAGUAUCUGUGGCAGUGACGGGUAUUGAACGCCAAGUGGCAAAGAAGGUCCGUCCAAAGCCAGCUUCGCCUAACCGUCAGGGACCUCAGCAGUGCCAAGUAUGCAACAAGGUGUUCGGGAACGCGUCCGCACUUGCGAAACACAAACUGACGCACAGCGACGAGCGGAAAUACGUGUGCAUCACGUGCGCUAAGGCGUUUAAGAGACAGGACCAUCUGAAUGGGCACAUGCUUACACACCGCAACAAGAAACCGUAUGAGUGCAAAGCGGAUGGAUGCGGCAAAUCGUACUGCGAUGCAAGAUCUUUGCGACGGCAUACUGAAAAUCAUCAUCAACCCCCGGCGGAAACAAAAGCUGCAAGUUCAACGGACAUCUCUGACCGAGACACUAAUGCCUCGCGUCUCUCUUCACCCACGUCACCGUCUCGUGCUAGUUCUACGAAUUCUGAUUCAAGCAAUGGUUCAGACAAGAGCGGUUUACACUCGGGGGACAACAGCCCGCCUCGCACGCCGCCCGCGCCCCUCACCCCGCCCGUCAGGCCUAAGAUCAGCAAAGCCAGCAGCAGCAAACCCAAGGCCAACACUAAUACGCAGCAGGGCAUUCCAAAAUGUGGAAGCGGCGUCAGUGCGAAUGGAUCGAGCCACACUGCUGGCGGGACUGGACCGGCUCGCGGAAAUGAUGUUAAGCAAGUUGAGUGUAACUUGUGUCAUCGCAAGUUCAAAAACAUUCCGGCACUCAACGGUCACAUGCGAUUGCACGGUGGAUACUUCAAGAAGGACUCAGACAGCAAAAAGUUGGAUAAAAAAGAGUCAACCGGACCACCGUUACAAACAGCUUCAGUAUCCGUAAGAGCAUUGAUUGAAGAAAAAAUUAUAAGUCGUCGAGGUGCUACCGUGACGUCAUUACAGUCCAUAGCUGCAAAUACAGAUGUUAUCGUCACAUCUCGUCCUGGGUUUGUGGCCCCACCACCACCACCUUUGUCAACAAUAAGAAGCUCUGCAACACCGGCCUUAACAAUAUCUCCAUCUACCCAAUUUGUUUCACCACGACCACCACCAGUGGUUACAGUUACUCCAAAUGUCACCAUAACUACUUCUGGAGGUAUCGGUGGAGCCAGAGAAUCCACGCUAAUAGAAUUGUUAAAAAAAGGUAGUUCAAAGGUAAAACGGUCAGCCUCAGACCCAGGUCAAGCUUCACCCCAACAAGAAUUUACAUUUAGACCGGAAUUAUUUGGAGUAUCGUUUAAUUCAGACGACGGAUAUUUCUCUCCUGCUUUGAAUGAAGACACGUUUCAAUUUACUACCACAUCAGACCAUUUAGAUGAACUAGCGUCAUUAGAAGAUUAUGCAACUGUAGCCGCAUCAAUACGAGAACGGUCACCUGUUACAUACCCGUCGAGUAGAAGGCUUGCUGCUGUAUUGAAUUCACCUCUCCCGGAAUCAUUGGCCGAUUUUGGAGCUUGUCAUGGUGGCUCCCCCGUACCAUCACCAGGUAUGGGAUAUACAGAAAGCUCACCAGGUCUGUCUUAUACAACUGGGGAUUCGCCUGGUUUAACAUAUGCGGCAUCAUCCCCAAGUGGAAGUUAUUCAACACAACCGGAACCAUCACCAGGCCUGGCUUAUCCAACACCACCAGCGUCCCACGAUGCCCACUCACCAGCACAUACGUUACCUCGUGCUUCAUCACCGUUAUCAGCUGCCUUUUUUACAGCUACUAUGUCCAGUCAAGAGGAGGUUGAAGAAGCACUAGAAGAGGUUCUGCCAGAAGAAUGUAGAUCACUUGAUGCAUAUAUAUUAGAGCCACCGACGACGUCACGAAGAAUAAUGCUUAAUUCUGAAGAUCCUUUAUUGUCCAGCAGUCCUAGGGACUUCCCUCAUCAACGGUCUGUCCGUCGACAACAGCGAUUAUUAGCUCCAACGACAACAUCUUUACAACAGUGGACACAUGAUAACUCACUUCAGGUUUGUGUCGAAGGCCGUGACCCAUUGCCAGCGGUAUUUCUAAGUCCAAGUAGUGUGCCAGCAUCACCACAAAGACGUAAACGACGGGCUUCUCCAGCCGGUCCAUAUCGUUCACGUAUGCGUCGCAUGGUUAACCAUUACACACCGCAGCCAAUUCUUCCUCCUUACAGAGAAGGUCCCGGUUUACUUAUGGAACUGUUGAACGAUCUUCAAACAGAUGCAGAUGUGCUAUCACAAUUGGAAGAGCCUCGUUUACCCCGAAUUAACAUUGGGUCAGAUCAUCAAGCAGAUUUACCAGAAUUAUGUAAUGAUCGCAUCGAUCUUCAUUGUGCGCCCGAACAGCUUCUUUGGGACCCUGGUAUUAACGAUGCACUCGACGAUAACGAAGUUCGCAUGUUUAUGGAGUUAGCCAUGUGUGCCGCUAUGCCUGUUGGUGGGCACACAAGAGAGUUCGCCUUACAGACUCUAGGCGAAUGUGGGGGCGAUAUUCGUGCUGCUACCUUACGCCUUAUGUCUCGUCCUGCUGCUCCAUCUCAACACGAAUCUCGGUGGGCACCAGACGAAGUAGAAUCCUUCUUAGCAGGACUUAGUCAAUACGAUAAGGACUUCUAUAGAAUUUCGCAACUGGUAAGAACAAAGGACUCCAAACAAUGUGUGCAGUUCUAUUACUUCUGGAAGAAGGUAACUAGAGACUACAAAACGCUGUAUUUGCGAAGUUGGAACGACGCACAAGCACCACAAGGUUCAGUAGGGCAGAAUUCAUCAGCCGUAUCAACUACGUGCACGUCACCACCGACCUCGUACGAAGCAGAAGAGUUUCCGUGCAAGAUCUGCGGAAAAGUAUUUAACAAAGUAAAAAGUCGUAGCGCGCACAUGAAGUCGCACCGGCCACUCGACGCCGAGCCAAAAAGGCCUAAACUCGAAAAGCCUUAUGAAAAGGUCGAGAGAUCUGAAGACAGAUCGCAAGCGACUGCUGAAUUCCAAUACAAACCACCCCCCCAGUAACUACUUCUAGCUCACUCAUUCCGCUCGCGCGUCGUGCUGUGUUUUUGCGAGCUUGAGACUAAUCAUAUGUUGAAUGUUAAAACACACUGACGUAACAAUGUAAAAGUCAAACGUCCGUUUCAUCGCAAUCGCUUAUGGUGUGAGCCAAAAACGCCCGCCUUCACUCGCACCACGCCCGACAUUUUGUUACUGAUACGAGUAGAUAGUUACUGAUUCAAAGAAAUGCUGAACGUAUGAGCAUUUAUUGUGAUUACAAAAUAGUUUUAUAGAUUAAAAUGACUUAGAAAAAGCAGAUUAGUGAAUAGCUAGAAAGAUUAGAUCUUUGGAGAAUGAACGAAAUUAUACCAAAUAAAUAUUUCGGAAAUGAGAUCACAUAAAAAAAAAAUAUUUUGUAUAACGAUUAAUAAAUAAUUGUAUGUAGAUAGGGCCUUCGUAAAGUUUUUAUAUGACAGACUUCUCAAUGUGACUUUGCAAGUGUGAUGUUGUAAAUAAAUCAAUAAUUCUUUGAUGCUACAGUUCGGAUCGGCGGGCAGCUUUAUCGAGAUAAUAUUAAUCUAUAUUUCUAUUACAACUACGUGUGAUACAUUAAACGUAACUCGUGUAGUAACUACACUACCUCUAUUGAAUUGUUUGUUUUUAUUGCGAGCCCAGCUCACUAUUUAUUAAAUUAGCUUGUUUGCUCACU
This is a messenger RNA of Pararge aegeria (speckled wood butterfly), 4814 nucleotides long. RefSeq lists its product as uncharacterized. Gene Ontology annotation, biological process: negative regulation of DNA-templated transcription; regulation of transcription by RNA polymerase II. Gene Ontology annotation, cellular component: transcription regulator complex; histone deacetylase complex. NCBI's taxonomy places the organism in Eukaryota, Metazoa, Arthropoda, Insecta, Lepidoptera, Nymphalidae. The record is from RefSeq and is a predicted model, not a curated record. The transcript has 20 exons. Gene Ontology annotation, molecular function: transcription corepressor activity. The coding region runs from base 908 to 4129 and encodes 1073 amino acids.